This is a messenger RNA of Struthio camelus australis, 573 nucleotides long. RefSeq names its product 16 kDa beta-galactoside-binding lectin. The record is from RefSeq and is a predicted model, not a curated record. Gene Ontology annotation, molecular function: carbohydrate binding; laminin binding. Lineage: Eukaryota; Metazoa; Chordata; Aves; Struthioniformes; Struthionidae.
AUGAUUUAAGCUGCUGGAGCCCAGUGCUGAGUCACGCUGGGCUGUGGAGUAGGGGCUGUGGGGUGUCUUGCCUGGUGGGACUGGUGUCUGCAGCAUGAAGCAAGGACUGGUGGUCACUCAGCUGGAUGUCCAGCCUGGAGAGUGCAUCAAGGUCAAAGGGAAGAUCCUGUCAGAUGCCAAAGGGUUUGUUGUGAACGUAGGGAAGGACAGCGGCACCCUCAUGCUGCAUUUCAACCCCCGCUUUGACUGCCACGGGGAUGUCAACACUGUUGUGUGCAAUUCCAAGGAGGAUGGCACGUGGGGUGAGGAGGACAGAAAGGCUGACUUCCCCUUCCAGCGUGGUGACAAGAUCGAGAUGUGCAUCUCCUUUGAUGCAGCUGAGGCUACAGUGAAGCUGGCUGAGACAGAGUUCCAGUUCCCCAAUCGGCUGGGCAUGGAGAAAAUUGAAUACCUGGCUGUGGAGGGUGACUUCCAAGUCAAAGCCAUCAAGUUUAGUUAAGUGCUGUGGCUUGUUCUGUGUUCUUCUUGCCACCUCCUGCACAAUGAAAUAAACCCAAACUUGCCAUGGCUGCU